AUGGCUACGGCGCCAUUAGCCAUCGGUGGCUACGGCCCUACUCUCCUGGCGGUCCUUUGGGUGGAAUUCUUCGUCGCGUUCGCCCUCCUGCUGGCACGGAUAUACACGACAUGGAGGAUCACUAGGCGCGUCCGCUUGGAUCUAUAUCUGACCCUGCUGACCUUUGCCAUCGCAACGGCCAGCGCCGUGUUCCUCACUCUCAGCAUCUCAUACGGGCUAGGGCAACAUAUCGAAAACCUCACAGAGGAAGGAAUUGUCGCAACAAUCAAAUGGAGCUGGGUAAAUCAGGUGCUGGCCAUUUUCGCCAUCGGCCUGGGGAAAUUGGCCAUCGUCGCAUUUCUCCAGCAAAUCCACGGCCCCGAAGGCCGUGGGAAGAUCAUUGCUUUGUGGGCCUUGGCAGCCAGCAAUUUUGUGAUCAAUGCCAUCACUGUCGGGAUGGUCUUGUCCCAGUGCACUCCAUUGCAAAAACUCUGGGAUGAGAGCCUUCCGGGAACUUGUGAUGGUCGCCGGCGAAACCAGAAUUGUGCCUACUUUCAGGGAACUCAAACUCAGCGUGAAGGCUGGUCUGUGCUGCCUGAUGGGGCUCGGUGUCAUUGCCUGCGUUUGCUCCAUCAUCAAGACGACGGAGCUUCGGGUGCUUUCACGAACGCAGGAUGUCACCUGACGGAAAUGUGGGUCAUCCUGAUUGUUGGAUGCAUUCCUCCCAUCCGCCCUCUGUUCAUUGCGCUGUUUCGCAAGGUCGUGUCCAGCGCGCGAUCGCUAUCGGGACCCGAGAAGUAUAAUCGCUCCGGCACCGAGCUACGAUACUUCUCCCAUGCGUCGCGACACUCGCGCCAGCCCGUGCAAUCCCAACGAUCGCGCGGCACGGAGCUGGGCAGCAUGGCGAACGACCACGAGAGUGAGGAGAACAUCCUGGCCAUGGAAGGAGGGGCCAUCGUGAAGACCACCAACAUCAGCCUGACCUAUGAGGGGUCGACGACGGCAUCGAGAGAGCCGGUCGACCAGGGAAUCUAG
Molecule: messenger RNA, 1014 nt
Organism: Rasamsonia emersonii CBS 393.64
Lineage: Eukaryota; Fungi; Ascomycota; Eurotiomycetes; Eurotiales; Trichocomaceae
Exons: 5
Coding region: 1-1014 (337 amino acids)
Source: RefSeq, a predicted model, not a curated record